Punctularia strigosozonata HHB-11173 SS5 is the source of this 972-nucleotide messenger RNA. RefSeq lists its product as uncharacterized. The record is from RefSeq and is a predicted model, not a curated record. The transcript has 11 exons. NCBI's taxonomy places the organism in Eukaryota, Fungi, Basidiomycota, Agaricomycetes, Corticiales, Punctulariaceae. Bases 1 to 972 code for a protein of 323 amino acids.
AUGGCUGCUACAGACUCUGACCAAUCUCUUCGCAUAUUUGUAUUCUGGACCGUCUGCCAAUUGACCGGCGGGCUAUGCUUCUCGCUCGCGUUGCUCACCGCGUCGCUGUCGAAGAAGGUGUAUCGCAUGCCAACGUGGUUCAGCUUCUGCUCCAGCUGGGUCCUUUGUUCCUUGACGUUCAUUUUACUACCCAUCUCCGGACAACUUCCCGGUUCACACCCACCACUAGCGCUAUGUGUCACACAGAGCAGCAUGAUCUAUGCAUCCGCGGUCUUGAUCGCAUCCACGGCCGUUGCAUUGCUCACGGAGCUAUGGCUUGCAGCGAGCGCGUUGGCCCGGAGCCCACUGCAAGGGUUCGCGCAGAGGCAUCCGAGGGCGCGAACCAUGUUUCUCGUAGCGUCCCCGUACGCGCUAUACACGCUGGUGGUGCUUAUCAACGUCGGGAUCACCCUCUCUCACCCGCAUUCUGUCGGACUCUUUCGACACGGGCUCUUUUGCACAGACAGGAGCGAGGUCCCCUGGCGGAUCGCGGCUGCCCUCUCCAUCCUUGCGAUAGCCGCGAUCCUCGUUCUCGAAUUCCUGUGCGCUCGACACCACUACAGGGUCUGGAGCGCACACGGGCACCUCGAGUCCGCGAAACCGUCUCGGACACUUCUGAUCCGCGUCAUGCUACUCACGAUCUUCGUCCUCGCAUGUAUCCUAGUGAUAUUUGUUCAUGCGAUGCUUCCUCAACCUGCCAGAUUUCGCGACUUUGAGGCAAUCUUCAUGGCACUCUUUCUGUUGGCUUCGUUCUUCAUCUUUGGCUUGUCGAAGGACCUUUGCCUUGUUUGGCUGACUGUAUGCCUGAUACCUUUCCGUCGGUGGCGUCGAGUAGCCGUCCACACGGAGAGCAGCGCUGCAGAAGACUUGGUCAUAGACGUAUGUAGGGAUGGUGGUCAAGUAGUAGACGGUGGUCCUAGUACUACAGCAUGA